This is a messenger RNA of Hyalella azteca, 1142 nucleotides long. RefSeq names its product failed axon connections homolog. Gene Ontology annotation, cellular component: cytoplasm. The record is from RefSeq and is a predicted model, not a curated record. Bases 29 to 1000 code for a protein of 323 amino acids. The transcript has 7 exons. Lineage: Eukaryota; Metazoa; Arthropoda; Malacostraca; Amphipoda; Hyalellidae.
UUAACAAUAUACAGAACGGGAACUAUGAAUGGUUUCAUCUAUAUUUCAGGUUUAUGAAAUUAUUACUAUGAAUUUCCUACAAUCACUGAUUCCAUCUCGUGAGCUGGUAUGGCCAGAAAGCCACUAUGGCAAGGCCGUCACAAUAUUCAUAGGCUUGGCAUCGUGCUAUGCUAUAAAAAGAUACAAAAAUGCAUUGCAGCGUGCUAAAAGGUAUGAAGUUGACCAGUUCAAGCACACUCCAGGAGUCAUUCUACUUCAUCAGUUUUCUCGAGGCAAAACCUGCAUCAACUUAAGUCCCUUUGCCAUUAAAUUGGAAACAUUCUUCAGACUGGCCAACAUUCCUUACAAGGUGGAUUGCUCCGUUCCAUUUGGCCCAAAAGGCAAGUGUCCCUGGGUCAAUUUUGAAGAUGGCCAGCCCAUGGGAGACUCUAAUUUUAUCCUUGAUAAAAUCAUAGCAGAGGAGAAGGCUAAAGGCAGCACUGGUCGCUUGCCCCCCGGUGAUGCCCUCAUUUCUGUACGAGAGCAAGGGGCCCUGGAGGGGAUCAGAGCCCUGAUGGAGGAACAGCUGUUCUGGGUUGUUGUUUAUUGGCGCUACUGCUUGGAUGGCUGCAAAUCAUUCCUGAAGAGCCAACGCUUCCCUCCCUUCCUGAACUUUGCGUUCCCCAUCUUCAUGGGGCGUGGCUUCCUCAAGAGGAGCCGGCAUCACGGCAUUGCUGUUCACAGUCCACAAGAAAUCUUCCACAUUUAUCGCAAAACUCUGAAAGCUCUUGACGAUUAUCUUGGAGACGCAGAAUAUUUCUGCGGGAGACUUCCUGGCACUGCAGACUGCGGUGUCUUUGGCAGCCUUGCUCAGCUCAUGUGGAACGCUCCUGACACUCCAUACAAGGCACUGCUGACAGGAGAGUUCCCCCGCCUGGCAGCCUACUGCGUCAGGAUGAAGGAGCGCGUUUAUCCAGACUGGGACGACCUCAUCAGCCAGGAAUACGUGGCCAUCAAGUGACUUUCCUCACGUCAUCGAGGAACCCAGCUCCAUUCAAACGCCCAGCUCCAGUGCAUUAUAGCGCCUAACUCUAAACACCAUUCAAACACCGAACCCAAAUCCACCAUGAGACCUAACGCUACACCACCAAGAGACAUAACGC